Messenger RNA from Caenorhabditis briggsae, 1011 nucleotides. Lineage: Eukaryota; Metazoa; Nematoda; Chromadorea; Rhabditida; Rhabditidae. The transcript is spliced from 4 exons. Bases 1 to 1011 code for a protein of 336 amino acids. The record is from RefSeq and is a predicted model, not a curated record.
AUGAGUAACUUAUGCUCUGUCAACGCUCAACUUUUAGCUGACCCAGAUAAAUUUAAAAUCGCGUGCCAUAUAAUGACAAUUAUCGCUAUCCCUAUCCACUUUUAUGGAACUUGGUGUAUUUUGUUCAAAACUUCAAACACUAUGAAAUCAGUCAAAAAAUUAUUACUCUGGUCCCAUUGCCUUGGUGCUCUAUUGGACUUGAGUUUGAGCUUUGUGUCAAUCCCUUAUUUCUUGUUUCCAACAUUCUCUGGGUACGCAUUAGGUCAAAUGAAUAUGCCAAUGUUACAAAUUUAUAUUGAAAUGUCACUAGCGGCAUUGCUCUGCACAUCAAUCCUGAGUAUUUAUGAAAACCGAUACUACAUUCUAUUCGCCCAAAACGAGAAUCAUUGGUGGAACAAAACUCGAGACUAUUUCUUAAGCUUGAACUAUUUAAUAGCAGUGACUUUUAUUGCACCCAACUAUUUGUUCUGUCCGGACCAGAUUUCAGCAUUUGAGAUAAUUAAAACAAAACUUCCAUGCACUCCAGAACAUUCCAUCGAUGACAGAAGAAUAUUUGUGGGAGCCAUUGAUUUGAACUUCACAUUCUUCAGUCUUACAAUUGAAGCGAUAUUGUUGUUCAUAGAAAUAGCGACUUUUUUCUUCAUAGUUUUCUUCAAACUCGUACAUCGGAACAAGAGAAAAAUGUCAUUGAUGUCUAAUAGAACCCAUGGGUUACAAACGAAAUUUGUGAUAGCUCUGUGUUUGCAGUCUACCGUACCCUUACUACUCAUCGCUGUCCCCAUCACAUACGUUCUUGCAACACUCCGCCUCACCUAUCAUAAUCAACUUCUUACAAAUUUAUGCGUCCUUAUUGGAUCCUCCCAUGGAAUCGUUGCCACUAUUGUUAUGGUUCUGAUUCACAAGCCCUACAGAGAUGCCACUGUUUACUUAUGUUGCUGUUCGAAAAGAAAUGCAAAUUUUGAUUCUAAAAAUUUUACUGUCAACUUUACAAAUCGUAUGAUAAAGUAUUGA